UACAUAUAGAAUUAGACGAGCAAUUGAAGUUUCCAAUGGACUCCGACAAACAAGGAUUAAAAAAUUGGUCGUCUGGCAAUUAUUCCGUCAGUCAAAACACCCGCUCUAACCGACCUAGCGGAGCCAGUGAAGAGAGUCAUGCCAGCAAGGAAGCAACAGUGAAUACAUCUAGAGGGCAACGUGACGGCAACAGACCUGCACCCAAUACGUCAAACAGUAUUCUAAGCGAAUUCGCACAUCUUCGCCAACGUGGCAGCCUUCGUGGCAAGUCAUAUUGGCGCAAUGUCAUUGAAGAGUUGGAGUACGCUGUACACUGCAUUUCCCAGCCACGCUUACCAGUAAUCGACUAUUCAUUAGUCCUGCCACCACAUCUGCGCGAGCGCGUGAAGCAGAUACAAUCCUACGACUUCUCAAAUUCAGACGAUGUGGUUUUUAUUCGGGAUGAAAUGCGCAAAGAACGGCCACCUGAUUAUCAGAUAGACAGUGAGCUGGCUAGCGGAGAUGAACAACAGAAAGCGGACCAGCUCAUAACGGGCGGAGGGCGAAAAAAAGUGGAAGAGCACUUUAAUGAAAGCCAACACUCGGAUAUAGUUCGCAUGGAUAAUGAGUUUGAGAAAUUCGACCUUAGAUUAGAUGAGCCAGUGGGUCACACGCAUCACAGUGUUGACAAGACAAGUUGGUAUGCGAAGUUUCUGUGCGCCACACGGGACGAGCGUGUUUGCUGGGACUCGCGAGUGGAACGGUCCAAGCCGGGAGAUUGCGUGUAUACGCUUGAUGAGCAGGCAGAGAACCUGAUGGAUGCGUCUGCAGAACGUUUUAUUCACUGGCUCAACUCAAUCGGUACAAUGGACACCUCCAUGACGCCAGAGAAGGUUAAGAAUUUAUUUUCAAUCAAAGGCGAUCGAACGCUUUUGGCAUCAGUCAAAACAGACCCAAAAGAAGUUAAUGCCAUAGCAAAAACAGUAGCCGACAAAUGGAACAAGCCACAUAUGGCGAUUGAGCUCAAGUACGAAAAGCACAUUAAUGACCAUGCAAUGCGUGUUCCACAAAAGCUGAUCCUUAGCGCCUUUGGUCGAACUGUACCACUUAAGGAACGACCAUGGGUUAGACGAUCGGGUGAUACGGUCAUCGAUACAGUCUAUCCCAACGAUCUGCUGACGCGCGAAAAAAUAUUUAAAGGCAUUACUCACCUUCGCAGCACCACGGCUCUGAUUGAUUUUUAUUUACGUAAUCCAGCAUUGCCUAGACCUCUAUAUUUACUGGAUGGUGGUGACUUCCACCAAAUGAACACUAGCGAAUCUGUAACGGAAAUACCCCUUUACGAACUUUUGGGUCUACGGUAUUAGAAACGACUGAACCUUCUUAUUACUUUCGCUUAUUACAAUUUCGAGCGUUUUUCUAAAUCAAUCAAAAUCAUAUAAAUUCAUAGUUCGAUAUGAGCUGAAAUAUAUUAACAAAUGUUCUACCAAAAUUAGCAUUUAAGAAAACAAAUUGUAUUCCAAAGAACAAUAAAAAAAAUGAUC
Molecule: messenger RNA, 1523 nt
Organism: Drosophila grimshawi
Lineage: Eukaryota; Metazoa; Arthropoda; Insecta; Diptera; Drosophilidae
Exons: 4
Coding region: 36-1346 (436 amino acids)
Source: RefSeq, a predicted model, not a curated record